AUGGAAAAAUCAGGAACAGAUAUCAACGUGAACAGCAGUCCCGAUACCUACGGGCACGAGGAAACUCAUUUGGAGCUCCAAAGACACUCCACAGAAGAAAUAUUAUCGCUGGGAAAAUGGUACGAUAGGAAACUUGUCCCAGGACUUCCUCAAUACUCGCAUGCCAUGAUCCAAAUUGUCAUGCUUGCUUUUGUGGUGUUUAUGACCCCAGGUAUGUACAAUGCGUUGACUGGUAUUGGUGCUUCCAUCUCUGACGUUACCACCAGUAAUAAUGCUACUGUUGCGUUGUACUCGACAUUUGCCAGUAUUGGGUUUUUCGGUGGAACCAUCUGUAAUAUGAUUGGUCCCAGAGCUUGUUUGAUCUUUGGAGGUUUCGGAUAUGCUCUUUACUCUGGGUCUCUCUUGUGUUUCCAACAUACUGAAAAUAAGGGAUUUGUGAUUUUUUCAGGGGCAUUUUUGGGUAUUUGCGCUUCAUGUCUUUGGGCUGCUCAAGGUACAAUUAUCAUGUCUUACCCCACCGAAAACACCAAGGGAAGAGCCAUUAUGGUUUUCUGGAUCAUUUUCAAUUUGGGUGCCGUGAUUGGUUCGAUUAUUCCUCUUGCCAAUAAUAUGAACAAUAAGUCUUCAAGUGCUAACGAUGGUACAUUUAUUGCUUUCAUCAUUUUGAUGUGCUGUGGUUCCAUCAUUGCAUGCUUUAUGCUCCCCAUGUCAAAGGUGUGGAAGGCCGAUAAUACUCGUGUUCUCACCCAGAAGCACCCUCACUGGAAAGAUGAACUCAUUCGUAUGGCUAGACUCUUGAAGGACAAGCCAUCAAUUUUUUUCAUGUUCCCCAUGUUUUUCGCUUCCAACUGGUUUUACACCUACCAAUUCAACGAUUUCAACUUGGGAAGGUUUGACUUGAGAACUCGUUCUUUAAACUCGUUGCUUUACUGGCUUGCACAAAUGGUUGGAGCCAUCAUUAUUGGUACUGUAUUGGAUAUGAACAGAUUCAGAAGAGUCACUCGGUCAAGAAUUGGAUGGGGUAUUUUGUUCAUUACAGGUAUGGCAAUCUGGGGAGGAGGUCUUAAGUUCCAACAAGGAUUCACCAGAGAAACUGCUGAUCCAACUAAACCCAAAUUGACUCCAAUUGACUAUAAAGAUGGUUCCUAUAUUGGACCCAUGUUCUUGUACAUUUUCUACGGAAUGUACGAUGCCAUGUUCCAAACCUUCAUUUUCUGGUCGUUGGGAACCAUGUCCAAUAACCCCAAGACGGUGUCCUUGUAUGCUGGGAUUCUACAAGGGUAUUCAGUCUGCGGCAGCUGCCAUCGCAUGGAGAUUGGAUGCUCUCCAGAAGCCAUACAUGGCCAUGUUUGCCAGUUCAUGGGGAUUGGUCCAUGGUUCAUUGCUCAUCGCUGCACCACUCCUCUUGUUCAGAGUCUCUGA
Molecule: messenger RNA, 1422 nt
Organism: Meyerozyma guilliermondii ATCC 6260
Lineage: Eukaryota; Fungi; Ascomycota; Pichiomycetes; Serinales; Debaryomycetaceae
Gene: NGT1
Product: Ngt1p
Exons: 1
Coding region: 1-1422 (473 amino acids)
Source: RefSeq, a predicted model, not a curated record